Messenger RNA from Hevea brasiliensis (rubber tree), 2129 nucleotides. RefSeq lists its product as uncharacterized. The transcript has 5 exons. Lineage: Eukaryota; Viridiplantae; Streptophyta; Magnoliopsida; Malpighiales; Euphorbiaceae. Gene Ontology annotation, cellular component: cortical microtubule. Bases 309 to 2015 code for a protein of 568 amino acids. Gene Ontology annotation, biological process: cortical microtubule organization. The record is from RefSeq and is a predicted model, not a curated record.
GGGAGAUCCCAUGUGAGAUUUACCAGUUCAAAUGAUGAUGAUGGGUAGGCCUCUCACCAUUAACAAAUCUGCACGAAAGCACAGAUCUUGAAGUUGACACUUAACUACACUACUAGACAUCUCAGAUCUAAUGCUGACUAUCUCUCUCGUUCUCUGUGUGAUGACGUAAAAAAUAAAAAAAAGUGCUGGGUAACUUACUAUGCUCUUCCUCGCUUUGCAUCUACUACACUCCCUCCACUUUGGACUUCAAGAUGCUUAGAUGUGCUAUUGGCGGCUACUCUAUCCUAAGCCUACUCCACUGACCAAUCAUGAGCAGGAAUAGUUUGAGAGAAUCUCUCGCAGGAGGCAGGAAUAUGCCGCCGGGAUCUCAUUCCCAGCAUUCCCGCCGAGGUCAAGGUUUGACCGGCUUUUCCAGAGACACCGACGAGAACUUGGAUCUCUUCUCCAAGAACCGCCGCAAUCUCUCUGUCGCCUCUUCUGACGAAUCUUCCAAUGUUUCGGUGAAACUAGAAAGACUUUCCGUUGGAGCAGCCAAACUAACAAAGAGCGGGCUUGAUGAUCUAUUGUCUUCCACAGAUGGAGGGAAGCAUGAUUAUGACUGGCUUCUCACUCCUCCUGGAACUCCUCUCUUUCCAUCAUCGGAAGGCAGUGAGUCACAACCAACUUCAGUGGCUCCAAGAAGCAGUUCCUUGGCUAGAUCAGUUUCUACUACUAAAGCUUCCAGGCUUUCUGUCUCACAAUCAGAGAGCUACCAUUCCACUAGACCAACUAGAAGCAGUUCAGUGACUCGCUCAUCUAUCUCAUCUUCACAAUUUAGUACCUAUUCAUCAAAUAGAUCCUCUUCAAUCCUAAAUACAAGCUCAGCUUCAGUUUCAUCUUACACCAGACCAUCCUCCCCAAUCACCCGCUCUCCAUCUACAGCGAGACCUUGCGCGCCAUCUGCUCGGCCAACAACAUCACGUCCCUCAACUCCAUGUAGAGUUCGUCCAGCCCCCACCAGCUCUUUAAUUGACAAGACUCGCCAAUCCCAAAGCUCAAGGCCCUCAACUCCAAGUUCUAGGGCGCAAAUUCCUGCAAACUUGAAUUCAACUGUGACUCGUUCAAAUUCUUGCCCAUCUACUCCCACACGUCAGAAUCCAUUACUGUCAUCUGCCUCAGGUCCUUCAACUUCAGCUGGGCGUGUUCUUUCAAAUGGGCGCACAUCUACACCAACAUCUCGACCAAGUUCCCCAGGGCUCCGAAUCCGGCCUCCACAACAGCCAGUUGUUCCUCCUGAUUUUCCCCUUGACACACCUCCAAACCUUAGAACAACUUUGCCAGAUAGACCACUCUCUGCUGGUAGGUCCCGGCCUGGUGCGGCAGUCACUACGAAACGGAACCCAGAAACUACAGGCCCAACAAAUGUGCCAAGACGACAUUCAUCUCCAAUUGUCUCAAGGGGAAGACUCUCAGAAGCCCCUGUAAAGGGUCGUGUUCAUUCCAAUGGGCAUGUAGUUGAUAUGUCUGAGCCUCGAAAAGUUUCACAUGUUUUGGAUUUGGGAAUGCGGAAAUCUGUUAAGUCAUCAUCAACUGCCACAGAGAGUACUGGGUUUGGGAGGACAAUAUCAAAGAAGUCUUUGGAUAUGGCUAUCAGGCACAUGGACAUAAGAAAUGGCACAGGAAGCACUCGUGUACUUUCAGGCACGACUCUUUUCCCUCAGAGCAUUCGAUCUGCUUCCAAAGCCCAAUCUGUUCGCUCUAUGAAUGCUUCAGAAUCCAUUAACAAUGGAGAUAUUUUGGAGAAUGGAAACCAUAUGAGCAGGCCUGCAGAAAUUGAAAGUGAAGCUAUGCAUGGAAGAUACUCUGCAAAAUUGAGUGAAGUUGACAUUUAUGAAAGCUCCCGGUAUGAUGCGAUAUUACUUAAAGAGGAUUUAAAGAACACCAACUGGCUGCAUAGUAUUGAUGAUCAAUAUGAUCAAGGGUCAAUCUUUGAUAAUGGAUUCGAGUCCCUGCCUGAACCGUUUGGCCCAUUAUAGCAUCAGAUGAGUGUUUUUUUCCCCCUCAAGAUAUUUAAUUUUUUUAUAAUUUUUUUUAUUCUCUUAAAAUAUGUGCUUACUUGGAAAAAAGAAAUGAAAUAUGUGCUUACAUUA